CCCAGAACUCACAUGGAAUACGAGAACAGGCUCACUAUGAAAAUGUUUUUGUUCCAGUUUGUCAACUACUAUUCCUCCUGCUUCUAUGUGGCCUUCUUCAAAGGGAAAUUUGUUGGUUACCCAGGUGCCUACACAUACAUGUUUAAUCGCUGGCGAAAUGAGGAGUGCGAUCCUGCAGGUUGCUUGAUAGAAUUGACGACACAGCUCACCAUAGUCAUGGCUGGCAAACAGAUCUGGGGAAAUAUCCAAGAGGCCAUUGUACCCUGGAUUUGUAACUGGUGGGGGCGCCGGAAAGCCAGAAAUAAUCCAGAAAAUUUAUACAGUCGCUGGGAGCAAGACCAUGAUCUGCAGACAUUUGGAGCCUUAGGCCUGUUCUAUGAAUAUCUAGAAAUGGUCAUUCAGUUUGGAUUCAUCACUCUCUUUGUGGCAUCCUUUCCCCUGGCUCCCCUCCUUGCUCUGAUGAAUAAUAUCCUGGAGAUUCGAGUAGACUCCUGGAAAUUAACCACCCAGUAUAGGAGACCUGUGGCUGCAAAAGCACACAGCAUAGGAGUUUGGCAAGAAAUCCUGAAUGGAAUGGCCAUCUUGUCUGUUGUCACUAAUGCUUUUAUUGUUGCGUUCACAUCAGAUAUGAUUCCUCGUUUAGUUUACUACUAUGCCUAUUCUGAAAACGAAGACUCGCCCAUGUCUGGAUACAUAAACAAUAGUUUGUCAGUGUUUCAAAUCUCAGAUUUUCCUGACAGAAAUAAGCCUAAAGUGAAUCGAGAAGACUUUGUCAUAUGCAGGUACAGAGAUUAUCGAUACCCUCCAGAUCAUGAGAGGAAAUAUUUACACACUAUGCAGUUCUGGCACAUUCUUGCUGCAAAACUGGCCUUUAUCAUUAUUAUGGAGCAUGUUGUGUUCAUCGUUAAAUUCUUCGUAGCGUGGAUGAUUCCUGACGUCCCUGCGGACGUGAAAGCCAAAAUAAAACGUGAAAAAUAUUUAACACAGAAAAUCCUACAUGAGUAUGAACUUGAAAAACUGAAAGAGAGACUGUGUCAAGGUGAUAAACGAGCCACAGAAAAAGAGUUCAUUGCCACAGAAGGGAGAAUGGAGUUAUCCAGAGCCAUGUAGUUGAAAAACCAGCUGUUUGGGAUUUAGCUCAUUGUGAUUUGCUCAGUACACAUCAUGUUGAUGUGUUUCAACAGAGGUUUCCACCUUUUGCUUUCAGUCC
Nestor notabilis (Kea) is the source of this 1210-nucleotide messenger RNA. RefSeq names its product anoctamin-5-like. Gene Ontology annotation, biological process: chloride transmembrane transport. Bases 13 to 1110 code for a protein of 365 amino acids. Gene Ontology annotation, cellular component: plasma membrane. Gene Ontology annotation, molecular function: chloride channel activity. NCBI's taxonomy places the organism in Eukaryota, Metazoa, Chordata, Aves, Psittaciformes, Psittacidae. The transcript has 7 exons. The record is from RefSeq and is a predicted model, not a curated record.